CGCAUUAUACAUAUUUGAUAAGUCGACGAUGCUCGUUCUUUUAUUAUGAAAUAAUUUAUAAAUCAUCAUAUAUGUGAGAUCAUGAUUUCCAAACUGUUACGUACAAACGUGCUCGCUAUCCGAUGCAUAAAGAAUCUCGUACUCGUGGGUAUGGGACCCACACUCUACAUCUUCCAACAUUCCAAGUUUGGGGAAAAUUAUGAAUUGAGAGAUAAAUUGGAUUGUUUAUAUCCAAAUAAUAUACAUGGCAUCGUAGUGGGACCAAAUAAUAAAUUAGCUGUAUUUGGUGCCAAUUCUAUAUGUAUCUGUGACAUUAAUAAUCAAAGAGGAGAAGUGACAUUUGAAAAUCAAAGCACUGAUCAAUUGAAUGACUGGAUAAUUGCUGCAGAGUGGAUAUCUGUUAGGGAACAAAUGCAAUUGGCAAUUCUAUUUGCCCAUAAUUAUUUAUGCUUAUACAAUAUAUUUGAAAAAUCUUUUCAAGAUAUACGUUGUAAAGAAAAAUGCAUACUCUAUGGUGGAUCUAUAUCAGGAACUUCUCAGGAGAAUUUAGUCAUUUUUAGUGGAACAGUAUUUCAAGAAAUUUUAAUAUGGAAAAUAGACAACAACUAUGAUAUUAAUGAAAGAAUGCCAGUUUUGCAUCGCUUAAUAGGACACAAGGGUGUGAUUUUCUCUGUUAUUUAUGAUUCAUAUUCACGGCUUAUUUGUUCUACAUCCGAUGAUAGAAGCGUCAGAUUUUGGAGAGUAAUAAAAAAUAAUAAUUCUGAAAGCAAUAAUUUAAAUUGGAAGACAGUUAAAAUAAUCCCAGUAAAAACAAUGUUUGUGCACGCAGCAAGAGUUUGGAAAGCUAUAAUCAGAGAUGAUAUUGUUGUGACAAUAGGAGAGGACUCACUUAUAUGCACAUGGUCGCUCUCAGGUAAUUUAAUUAAUAAAGUCCAUCAUGGAGCACCUAUAUGGAGUAUUGAUAUAUCGAAAGAUAAUAAGAGAAUAUUUACGGGUGGAGCUGAUGGAUCUGUAUACAUGUGGCAAACCACAUGCCAUAUUAAUCCAAAAAUAAUUUCUCUGCCUAGUAAUGACAUGCAUAACAAUCCUAAAUGUAUAUCCUAUUUGAGGAAUGGCACACUAUUGGUCUUUAAUGAAAAUGGGAUGCUGUUUUGUUACGACAAAGAAAAAAUGUGUGCAAAAUAUUCUCUAUGUUCAGAAAUACAUCGCAGCUAUUAUAUCAUGCAAGUUUCUUCGAAUCGUUCCUUUGUUGCGUUUGCAUCUAGAGAAGGAUACAUAACGAUAUAUCGAGCGGAUUGUGUUAUCGGAUUUGUAUCUCGGAUUAUCGAAGAAAGAAUAAUGGAAUCACAGAUUUUUUCUUUGCACUGGUUGGGAUAUGCUAGCUUAAUAGCAUGUGGAGCAAAUGGUCUUUUGAAAAUAUUUACCUUUGCAAUUGAUGCUAAGAUUCAUAUGAAUGCACAGUUUGCAUUACCUCCCAGUAAAGAACGAUGGCUGACUGCAGCUACAAUUUACAAACAGUUGUUAAUAUGUGGAGAUAGAGCUGGAAAUAUUUAUGUAUACAAGUUGAAUGAGCAAGCAAAUAAAGAUAUUGAAAAACCUGUUCAAAUAUUCAAUAAAGUUCAUGGUAAAAUAGGAGUUCAGUCAUUUGCUAUGUGGGAAGAUAAGUUAAUGACAACUGGACGCGAUGGAAUGUUAAGAUUUUAUGAACUGAAUAAAGAUGAUACAAAGCCAUUAUUGAUGCUGCAUAGAAAAAAGAUGCCAAUAGACUGGAUCAGUGGAAUGUUAAAAUCAAUAGAUGGACACUGUACUUCUUUUAUAUUUGGCUUUAAAGAGGUGGAAUUUAUAAUAUAUAAUUUGUCAACUGAAAGCAUACUAAUCAGAGUUCCUUGUGGUGGUGGCCAUAGAUCGUGGGACUGUAUGAUGUUGGAUGAAACAACAAGUUUCAUUUAUAUUCAAAAUAAGCAGAUUUAUGUUUUUGAUUAUCCUCUAUCUUCAGCAUCUUUUCCCAUUUUACAGAAUGGUUUUCAUAUAAAGGAGACAUAUUGCUUGCAACAUAUUUCGAGACUCAAUCCUUUUAAACAAGAUAUUUUCAUAUCUGGUGGAGAAGAUUGCACUCUUCGUGUGAGCUCCAUUUGUGAAUCAUUUGAAGAUAAUUCCCAUAGUGUCUUUCAUAGUUUAGGAAACUUUGACGGUCAUCUUUCGGGCAUAAAAUGCAUAAGCAUCAUUAAAUUAAAAGAAAACGAUGAUUUAAACAGCAAAUAUUUAGUUUUUUCUGGUGGAGGAAGAGCACAAUUGAAAAUUUGGAAAAUAAGAUUUAAAGAUAAAGAGCGAAUAUUAUCAACUGAUUUAUCGUGCUCUGAUAUAAAGUCUCAUAUGCUCUAUGGACAAGAUCAAUUUCGCAGAAAACCUUGGCAGGAACCUAAACAAUCUUAUGUUACGGAACCAGAAACGCGUUACAUGGAUAUUUCCACACAUUAUUCUUCUGAAAAUGCAGAUCAUGUGUUAAUUUUUAUAGCUUGCGCAGAUGGAUACUUGAGAUUAUUUGUAUAUAGUAUCACAACCAAUGACGUAUAUUUGAAAGUAUCUAUUAAAUACAUAGACCGUUGUAUUUUAAAGAUGUACAUAUUAUUGCAUAAAUCCAAAGUAAUCGUAUUAACAAUGACUACUGAUGGAAUAUUACGUUUUUUCAAUUUUACCGAUAUAAUCUCGAGAAUAUAUGAAGAUGCAAAGAUCGAAAACCAAGAUAUCAUAGAUUUUAGUAACGAUCCUUUUGCAGAAUUUAGCUUGCAUCAAUCAGGAAUUAAUUCUUUCGAUUUAAAGCAUAUAGAUGAAGAUAGAUAUCUUUUGGUCACUGGUGGCGACGAUAAUCUUCUUAAUCUCGUUUGUUUUCAACUUUGCAUAUCGGAAAGCGAUGCAUUGUCAGCUGUAAUAUUGACCAAAUGGAAUACAGCAUCCGCACAUUCCGCACAAAUUACAGGCCUGAAAUUUAAAGACAAUGACCAGAUAUGUAGUGUGGGAAUAGAUCAGCAAGUUAUUGUCCACAGUUACUCAUGGUCUCAUGGAGUCAUAUCUGCAAAAAAGUUAAAUCAAGUAUUUACAUCUGUCACAGAUGUGCAAGGCAUGGACUUGUGGCCUUCCGAUGACUGCAACAGUGUCUUAUGUAUAUAUGGGCGAGGUUUUGAAGUAUUAUCCAUCUAAAAAACUGUUACAAGAAUUAUUUGCCUGAAAAAGACUUUUUACACAAAUAUUUGUACAAUAUUACCUUUAUUUAUUUAUUUUUUUAAUUUCAAAGCAUUAUAUAACAAAUAUAAAUCUCUAAGGAAUCACAUUAUGUAUAAUGCUAAUAAUAGAAUUGCAACGGAAUGAUAGCUGAAUUGUACAAAGCAUAGAGUUUCAAAAACAAAACACGAAUUGUAUAAUUUGUACGUAUUAUACGUAUUAUAUUGUACGUACUAUAAAUAAAAAUUUCAAAAUAAAUAAAA
This is a messenger RNA of Cataglyphis hispanica, 3482 nucleotides long. Its product is annotated as WD repeat-containing protein 6. Lineage: Eukaryota; Metazoa; Arthropoda; Insecta; Hymenoptera; Formicidae. The record is from RefSeq and is a predicted model, not a curated record. The transcript is spliced from 13 exons. Bases 82 to 3198 code for a protein of 1038 amino acids. Gene Ontology annotation, cellular component: cytoplasm. Gene Ontology annotation, molecular function: protein binding. Gene Ontology annotation, biological process: tRNA methylation.